Centruroides sculpturatus (bark scorpion) is the source of this 4699-nucleotide messenger RNA. RefSeq lists its product as uncharacterized. The record is from RefSeq and is a predicted model, not a curated record. The transcript is spliced from 4 exons. NCBI's taxonomy places the organism in Eukaryota, Metazoa, Arthropoda, Arachnida, Scorpiones, Buthidae. The coding region runs from base 60 to 2714 and encodes 884 amino acids.
AUUAUUUGGGUUUAUUUGAAGGUGUACAUUCUGAAGUAAAAAAUACACCAGAGGAAAAGAUGCAAAAGAAGAAGAAGAAAAAUGUACGUCAAGAAAAUUCAGAUGGAAAUUCUUUACAAGAAAUAUUGCCAAGUUCAAGUUUUGUCAGAUCAUUUGAUGAUACUAGGCAGUUUUGUUCAAUGGAUAUAAAUGGAAAUCCUAAGUAUCAUACUGGUUCAAAAGUUCCAUAUGGUAUAACAGCAGUGCUUCCAGGUUCUACAUUUGACUGUUAUUCAUCUGGAGGAAACUUCCAUUCUGAAAAUCAUUCAUCUAAAUCUGAUUUAGCUCUUCGCAAGGGAAAGCGAAAUAGAAAUAAUAUUGACAAUCAAAAAUUUAUUAUGGCAGAAAAUAUAGCUGGUCACAGAGGAGAGGAAGACAUAGAUUCUCUUCUUGAAUUUAUAAAUUCCUCAGAUCAUAAAGCUAAAACUACAAAAACAAAUGGAACAACUUCCAAUCAGGUUUGUAGCUCAGGAGGUAAACACUUUAUGACUAAUGAAAUAGAAAAGAAGAAAGAAAAGCUUCCUGUGAAAGAUAGAAUGAAACAUUAUCAGAGUUGCAAUAAAAAGAAAUCAAAUCACAUUAACUCAGAGGAAGAAGAAUACCAAGAUAAAAAUGAAAUUCAAGAUAGUGAGUCUGAUGAUAAAUACAUUCCAAUAUGCAGUGAUAGACCUAUUAAAGAAAAUUCUUCUGAAAUAUCAGAAUGGAAUCAUAAUAGUGAUACUUUCUUAAAUGCAGAAGAAAAAUCUGUAGAAGUUUCAUUACCUGUAGAAACUGAAUCUAAUCAACAUUUAAUAGUUUCAGAGAGUUCUGUGUCAAUUUCCAAUCAAACUAUAGAAAAUAAGUCAUCAAAAAUCUCAGCUGAAAAUUGUGAAAUUUCUGGACAUCAAAAAUUAGAAGAAUCUGAAUUUAGAGUGGUACUUAAAAAACAUCGUAAACGUUAUCCCUUAAAGAAAGCAGAUUCGAGCAGAUUUUAUAAUGGUUCUUCAGCUGCUAAUUAUAACAGUGGACAUCAGUAUUUUGUGACAAAACAAACGAGUCAUAAAGAUGAUAUUAUGUUAUUAAGAGGUUUACCAUUAUCUCAUCAUAGUCAACGCAGUAAACAAGACUGUGCAAGACGUAAAUCGACCAGUAGUGUUCCGCCAUCGGAACAUUCGUCUGCGGAUAAUUCAGAUUUAGAUAGUGUGCAUUCUUUGCCUGUUAGUGGAUCUGUGCCUCCUCCGACACGCCCACAUCCUCAUACAACACCACCUUCUACUUCUUCUACACCACAAGCAUCCUAUGCAGAUAUUGCUCGUAUGUCUAUUGCUCCAACUUCAAAAGUAUAUUGCAGUAAUUUAUAUGGAGCAACUUUUUCUUCGUGUAUUGAUAAAAAUAUAAGUCCAGUUAAUUUCUUACAUGAAACUUUUGAUUCAACAAAUUUUCAGGAGAAAGAUGGAAAUAAUAAUAAUCAGUUUUCACUGCCAAACUGUCCAAAUACUAAUACAUCGGCAAAUUGUGAGAAUAUUCAAUUUGUGAAUGAUUCUAAUGGAAGUCACAACAAUGAGGAAUCACUGGAAUUAAUUGUUUCAUCAAAUUCUAAAAGUGAUUUGGAUGAUUUUUGUAAAUUAUCAAAACUAGAUAAACUUGAUAAUGAAAGAGAAUGUAUAACUAGUCAGAAAAUAUCUGAUAAACUUAAUUCUGAUUUUGAAAUUACUGAAACAGAUGACUGCAUGCAGCAUAAUCUUCAUUUGUUUAAUUCAGAUAUACACAAUGUUAAAGAAGUUAAAUUAAUGAAUGAUGCUACUAAUUACAACAAACAUUGCUUGUCUAAUGAAAUUAAUCAAAAAAAAAAGUUUUUUCAGAAAGAAACAGAGUCAAAACAACAUUCUAAGAAAAUUUCUUUAUCAGAAGUUUGCAUUGAAAGUUUUUCUAUUAAUAUGCAUCAAGAAAUUGUUUCAACAAAUACUGAACAAUGUCUAAAUUCAGUCACUAAAUUUGAUGCAGCAUUAGACAAUUCAAAAUUAAAAAGUAAUGAAAAAUCUGCUGCUUUUAGCUUAGCUGAAAGUGAAAAACUACUUUCAAAAUCCAAAUUAAUUGACAGUGAAAACUUCAAUAAUCCCAGAAAUAAUGAAAGACAUGCAGGAAAUGAACAGGUAUGUUUCGGUGGCAGACAAAACCGUCCACCAGUCAUUAUAAUGGAUAAUUAUCUGCCAGCAGAAAAUGCUUGUGGUGUUAGUUUUGGUAUAGACUUAGAGGAGUUACUACAUCUCAGUAAUGGUAGUCAUACGAUUACUCAUUCAAAUCAUUUUAUCAAAGAAAAAGCUAUCAAUCUCUCUACCUCUUCUAAGAAAUCACAUGAAAAUGAGGGUGCUAAAUCACUAGAAUACUCUUGUAGUUCAGUUACAGAUACUGUUGAAGAAAUUGAGAGAGACAAUCAGCAGCCAUUUGAUAGUUCCUCCAGUCCAUCAUCAAUUGUAUUUUUAUCAAAUGAUGAUAGUCUUAUACAGGGUCGAAAUAUUACAUCUAGUCCUGGUAGUAAAUUAGUAUUAUUGAAAUCUGGACAGCCUCUACACUGGAAAGAAGUUGAUACAGACAAACAAAGUUUCAAUUUUUAUCAGAUUGUUGGAUUUCUGGGAAAUAGCGGAGGUGAUAUUGGAGGCAACGGGACCGAAAUCGGCUUUUACAGUGAUCAGUGACCCAGGUUAGAGACGUUUGACCAGGGUCGGGGGAACCUUGGCCACGUCCGCGCGGGACGCAGACGGACUUGGUGGCCCGAAGACGUCCCACUGAUCCGGCGGAAGAACGGAUCGCUCGACUUUCAUCACGUGACUGCAGAAGGGUGCCUGGGACGAAGGCCGACGGACGAAGGAACUGGGGGAAGGUGCCCUUCUGUAAACCAGGCCAGCCGGACUCAUAAUAUAUUCCCGUUAUUCGUGUAAAUCGUUAUCGGACUUUUGUUUAAGAUUAUUAAAACUUCGUUCCGCUUCCCGUUACCCAACUAACUUACCGAAGAAUUCUCCCGUCUCGGCGGGAGAGCCAAAAAUCGCGUCCGUGCACCGUUCCGACACUCGUGCCUCCACUGCUUACGUCGUGCGUGGCACGGUGCAUCAUUUACGUCUCUCUGUACAUAAACGUGCGAGGCACUGCCGGGCAGCUCGGUUGUGCACUGGUGUAGGCUCAUAUUUUCUGGGAAAACCCAGAUGAGGAGAUUACCUCUGCUCUGAGGUAAGGGAGGCAGUAGGAAUCCUCAUUCGGAACCACCAGAACGGAAAACGGCUCUUUUUCUUAUAGGGGCCCGGGACAGUUUGCUCGGCAGAGAGGGCUUUCUAGCCACACGCCAGGAGCCCUUAUGAGUUUCUGGCAGAACUGCCGUCGAGAGCUUUCGGAGGCCACACGAAUCGAGCGGCCGAACGGUGCACUAUUGCCUAAAAUUCACGAGUGAGACUCAAUAAAAAAAAUAUAUCUAUAAGUAUUUGUCUUAUCUGUGUUGCUUGCAAGGGAUUUCUCUCGAUGGCCAUACAAAUGCAAGAGGGUGUAAGAGAACGAUUCUGAGUUCGAAUUCCAGUCGGGCUUAACGAUCAUUCCACGCAUUGGCUACUCGCAGUCUUAAGGAGAGGAACGUCGGAGGUAUCCACAUAAUCUAUACGGUAUCCAAAUAGGACUUAGGGUAGGGUCCGGUCUACAUCCAGAAGUUACGGUGACAGCCGAAACUUCUAUACGCGUCAGGCGUCAUAUAUUUCAAUGGAGUGUCACAGGCAACAACAUCGACUAAAUCAAAAGAAAAGCCAAAAACUAGAACUUCACAGAGAACAAAUUGUAAGUGGGAUAUCAGAACUUGCAAAAUAUUUGUCGGUACAGGAGCGAAAAGAAGGGAUGCAUGAUGAGGUGUUUAAAACAAGUAAAAAAGUCUGCAGGAGAGAAAUGUUUCGUUGGUUGCAAAAUGCCAGCAGUCAAGACAGGAAGCUAAGGAUUGUUGUAAACUCUCAAAAUACAGGAGGGUGCUACGAGUAGCUUUAAAAGGGACACUGUCAGCCGGGCGACAAAAUAAGAGGCGAAUAGUAGAGAAAAGUUCUUAUUCGUUUCUUUGUUAAAAUCAUCAUUCUUUUCUAUUGAUCUACUCGCUAAAUUAAAUUAUCUUUUAAUAAACCAGUUAAAAGAACGAUCUUUUUAAUUAACAAAUUUAAGCAUGUUACGUACUUUAUUUAUUUACUUAUUUUUACAAGUAAAUAAAAAAGUACCGAAGAACGGUCAAUGUCUACCCUCAAAAUUAGCAAAUACCAGCCUACCAGUGGCCAAGCGGUCUUCGUACUCUGAACACGGAGUUUGGUCGCAGGUUCGCGCCUCGCUCGGACGUGGAGUUUUCCGUGUUUUCUCCACGUCUGUAACGCCUAAAUAGGGGCCAGUUUCCCUUAAAAACCUCACGGAAAGCAUCCCCUAGGCAGAUCGCUCAAGUGUUGCAUUGCCAUAACCUAACAAACAACAAUAACAGCAAAUACGCGUAAAAAUAAAGAUGACAAUUAGAUAAAAUUAAAAAUACAUUGCCUACAUUAUACAUUAAAACGGAAGUAUAAAAGUUCUUGGAAGGAAUUUGUUUUGGAAGAACCGCUUUUGUUUGACAUUCUAAGUCGGAAAUAAUUUAAGUCUUAACUAUAUUUAUAUAUAUUUUACCAAUACAGUAGAC